UUUUGUACGAUUGUCAUAAGAUGAAUUUCAGAAAUCGAAAACUUUGAAUUUGUAUUUGAGAGUAGACCAUACUCGUGGCUUGGAAGAUCAAUUAAUCUUUGGCAAGAAAAGUACGUCAUCAACGAAAAAUUAUCAGAAAACGAGCGAGGCGAUAAGCAUUAUCGACGAUGUUUCGCGAACAAACGGAUAACGAAAGAGUUGAUUAUAAAGACAAAGCCGACAGUCAUGUGAUAAAUAAUCAUCGCAAGGCAUGUGAAAUCUCUCUCUGUACGCACGAGAUUGCAGACAACUAAGACACGUAUAACCGGAAUUGAAUUAUUCUUAUCCCGGAUGGAAAUAUUCGGAUAACGACGGGAUGCAGAAAAGAAAAGAACUCUCUAAAAUGACAGAGAACGAGGUGGAAGAUGUGGAAAAGGAAAUUAAUGAAGACGAGGAAAACGACGCAGAUGUACAAAACGAAAAGAAAGGAGGAAAAAAUGAACAGAAUGAUGCGCAGAUUGGUGAAUGCGCAAUUUGUCACAUUAUCAUCAACGAUAUAAAUUUCAGCGGAAGUUUCGCCGACUCCGAGCAAAAUCCGUGUGAAAGCUAUUUGUUAUGUCAACAUUGUGUACGAAAAUUUUCCGUUCGAUCAGACGUAGAAAACUCUCAGUCUCGAAGAUUGUAUACAAGUUUCUCACAAAAUAGAAAUCACAAUGAUCGUGUAUCCUCGAGAAUGUACGAUAGAUCGAUGCACUUGCAACCACCGUCUCAUUUCGCACUGAAAUUGCGUCGCAAUCGGUGGGCCUGUAACUUGAAUAGAACAAUGCUCGAGGCGACAGAUGAUGAAUCGGAUACGACCUCGUAUGCAGUCGUUGAUUAUGAUCGAGGCAAUCCGCAGCAAGAGGAGCAAACAAAGAGCUAUGAAAGACAGUACCAACAGCAAUAUGGCUAUCGCAACCUGAUAACGACGAAGAGAAACGACACAAUAAAUCGAUAUGCCUCCGAGAUUAAGGUCAAAAGUUCUUCUCUGGUAUCUUCCGUCGAAUGUUCUCGCAGACCCAUACGUUGUCCGCGGCUUGACUGCUCGAAGAAUGUGGCCUUUUUAGCGCUCACCCAUCAUUUCCUUUUUGAUCAUCCUGAAGUGCCGAUCCUCAACGUCGAUCCUGGCACCGAGAGUACGCUCAUCGUCAGUUAUGGAGCUCUCUCCUGCAAUUCUAGUCGAUGUCUAGCUCUCUUACUGGUGUCCGGCAAGCUUUCAGAUUCUACAGCGAAACUGUUCGGUGGUAAUCAGAUGAAUCCCAAGUAUCGAAAUCGAUUACCUUUACCAGUACUGGCUGCGCGCUUGCAUAACAAUCACAAUUAUGAGUGUUGCGAGGAGGUGCACGCCGGUGGAGAAGGCCAGUGCGAGAAGGAUAUGAUCAUUGCUUGGGUUGCAGGAUUGGACGUCGGCGAUACGGUUGACAGACUUCGGUGUAGUAUCCAGGCUGUGGAUAAUAUCGAAAACCGUGGAUUCCGAUCACUCACUUAUACAGGACCUGUAACAUCCUUGCGAGCCGCUCAAUGUCCGCGCGAUGUCUUUCUGGCUGGCGAUUGUAUAGUUCUCCAUGAGGGACUGAUCAGCCACAUCACUUUUGGCUGUACUAGUCUUAAUGUAAAUGUUAUUGUACACUAAACCCAUGUUACAUAUUAACGCGUGAAGUAUACAUUUGUCCCUUAAU
Camponotus floridanus (Florida carpenter ant) is the source of this 1697-nucleotide messenger RNA. RefSeq lists its product as uncharacterized. The coding region runs from base 356 to 1651 and encodes 431 amino acids. The record is from RefSeq and is a predicted model, not a curated record. The transcript is spliced from 5 exons. NCBI's taxonomy places the organism in Eukaryota, Metazoa, Arthropoda, Insecta, Hymenoptera, Formicidae.